AUGCAAGAGGGGGGCAUCUAUUGCGCGUACAUGAUACUUUGCGUGCACAUAGAUUUGUUAGAGAGAGACGGACAUAUGCUACUAUCGCCGUCGGGGGCGGUCGUGGUUCGUCGGGCCCGUCGUCACUCGUUGCUCGUCGUCCGUAACAGUUCUCCCCCCGGCGCAGCGCUGCGAGCCUCCUCCUUCACGAGCACGACGAGCUUCGUGACGGGACGCUUGAAGACUCCGGUCUUCGUCUGGAUAUCCGCUACUCGCACGCCGCCAUCAGGUCCCCUG
Molecule: messenger RNA, 276 nt
Organism: Brenthis ino (lesser marbled fritillary)
Lineage: Eukaryota; Metazoa; Arthropoda; Insecta; Lepidoptera; Nymphalidae
Source: the annotation of a GenBank genome assembly